Daktulosphaira vitifoliae (grape phylloxera) is the source of this 918-nucleotide messenger RNA. RefSeq lists its product as uncharacterized. The record is from RefSeq and is a predicted model, not a curated record. NCBI's taxonomy places the organism in Eukaryota, Metazoa, Arthropoda, Insecta, Hemiptera, Phylloxeridae. Bases 80 to 754 code for a protein of 224 amino acids. The transcript is spliced from 6 exons.
UUUAAUUAAUCUAUCAUUUCAAUUGUUUAACUUUUAUUGUUUAAGUUUUAUUCGAAAACAUUGCUUUAUCAAACCAAUAAUGUAUUUUUACAUUUUUAUCGUGAUAUAUUUAACUGGAAGUCUUUCAAACGCAUUUCUUUUCACUUUUCCACCUUUGGACCCGACAUUCUACGAAAACACCGAGACAUUCUACGAAAACACCGAGACGAUAAAAUUAAAUAUUAUAUGCAUUAAUAAUUUGAAGAUUAUUUACGAUGAAAAUAAGAAUUGUGAGGAAGGUAUGGACAUAAAUAGAUUUAAAGAAUUAUUUAGAGUUUUUGAAUUGGUACACCGUUUUAGUAUUGAAGUCAUUGAAAAAUUAUUCACUGAAGGACUUGAAAAUAAUGACAAAGAAAUAAAAAUUGAUAAAUUUGUAAUACAAAUGGAAAAAGUUGUAAAAAUAAUUGAAAAAAGAUUAUGCAAACAUUACUUGACAUUUUUGAACCAAGAAAGAAAGAUGACUACAAAAGAAUUAUUAAAUGCUAUAAUAUUUACUGACAUGGAAGUCACGGAAGAAAGAGUUACUGAAUUAAUAACUGAUGAAUAUGCAAACGCACAAGAUAUAAGCUUUAAAGCAUUUAGAAACAUAUUAGCGAAAUUAUAUCACGAAGUAAUCGAUGAUUAUAAAAAUAUGCAAAUUGAAAACCAAGAGCAGCAAGAACGUGAUAUAAUUGAUCUUAAUAUAAAUGAUCUCAAUAUAGAUGACAGUGGUUAAAUCACUAUCAUAAAAAACUUCAAAUCCAUAGAUAGUGUUUAAUUUUAGAAAAUUGGUAGAUUAUUACAAAAAUAAUAACCACUAUUAUUCUCUUAAUUUUAUCCCGAUUAGUUAUUUGAUUUAUAAUUAUUAUAUAUGAAUAAAUAAUAAUUUUAGUAAUUUAA